This is a messenger RNA of Salvelinus namaycush (lake trout), 1767 nucleotides long. Its product is annotated as E3 ubiquitin-protein ligase TRIM47-like. NCBI's taxonomy places the organism in Eukaryota, Metazoa, Chordata, Actinopteri, Salmoniformes, Salmonidae. Gene Ontology annotation, molecular function: zinc ion binding. The record is from RefSeq and is a predicted model, not a curated record. The transcript is spliced from 4 exons. The coding region runs from base 417 to 1442 and encodes 341 amino acids.
ACGAGAAAGGACAUGUGUCUUUUUUAUGACGUGCUGGAAAAGUCACACAUCUACUUAUUCUUUGGCUUGUUCUCCGCCGGGAAUCUUUACCCUUGUGUUUAACUCUACAGCAUGAUAAAGAAGUCUGAGACGUUGGUCAUUUUCAUAGAUUGGAUAAAGAAGUACAAAUACAGGUUGAGAGCUCUAUCCAGUACUGCGAAGUAAAGAUACAGACACCAUAAAAGGUGUUAACUCAAUAUUACACAAAAUUAAAGGACGUGGCACACUUUACUAAUUUCCUCUUAUACAGUAUAUUGAAAUCCGGAGGUGUCGAAUCUGUUUCCUCAUAACCUAACGUAGCAGACGUAAAAGAAACGCAUGAAACUAGAUCCUGUACAAAAACCGGAAAAUCCAGUUGUUGGUGACUCGGCAGAGGGAUGUCUGCACUGCCUCGAUGCUGCAUCUGUCUAGAUGACUUCACCAGUCCAGUCUCUAUCCCCUGUGGCCAUCGCUUCUGCCUGGGCUGUAUCGGGGAGUACUGGAGACUCCAUGGUGCCUGCCAGUGUCCUCUCUGUAUGACAUGUUUCCCCAUAAGGCCACAGCUAAAAACGAAGCCAACCCUACAUAAUGUUGCCCCGUGGGAGGAAAACCAAGCCGCACUCAGAGCAGGUGAGGUGCCCUGCGAUAUCUGUCCAGAAAAGCGGUGUAGAGCAGUGAAGUCAUGUCUGGUGUGCCUGGCCUCGUACUGUGAGAUGCACCUGGAGCCUCACUACAUGGACUCGGCUCUAGGGCGCCAUCCACUGGUCACUGUGUGGAAGAACCUGGAUGAGCCUGUCUGUAGACUCCACGGGAGGAGGUUGGCCAGGUUUUGUCGGAGCGAUCAGACCUGCGUCUGUGCUAUGUGUGUCCAGACUGAUCACAGGGGUCAUCGGGUGGUCACCAUCGCCAUGGAAGCAACAAAAAAGAAGGUUAAGCUAAAGAAGUCCAUGAUGAAGUUUCAGCAGAUGAUCCAGGAGAGACUGAAGAAGAUGGAGGACCUCCAACAGUCAGUGGAGCUCGUUGAAGUGACUGAAGAGAAACAGAAAGCAGCAGAGAGGCGGGCUGAAGGGUUCGUCAAAGAGAUGGAACAGGAAAUCACUGAGCUACAGAGGAGAAGCACUGAGCUGGAGCAGCUCUCACACACUGAGGACCACCUCACCCUUCUACAAGUCAGUGUCCCCAUUUCCUGUCUUUAUAAAUCAAAUGUUAACAUUUUUGGCCAACAUAUAUAUAUAUAUAGAUUUAAUUUCACAACACAAACAAGCCCAAACAACAAGUUGUUACUCUUUUUGAUGGGUUUCCCCCCUCUACAUAUAGAGAUUUCCAUCAUUGUCCACUCCUCUACACUACAAGGACUGGUCACACAUCAUCAAGUCCCUGAUCCAAGAACUACAGGAGAAACUAGAAAUAUCCUCAAAAGAUAGUAGAAAACUACAUUGAGCCUCCUCUAAAAUAAGACAUGUCUUUUUACUCAGGAACAUUUUUGAUUGUUUAACGUGAUUCAACCUUUUUGUCUGUCCUCAAGUGAUUUUUACAAUGAGAAAUAUCGGGAACUAUUUAUUUAUUGUGACCUUGACUUACCAUUUUACCAAAGGAAGUGCGACUUUAAUGGGUAUCGUUUAUGUUUAUGUCGAGUUCAUCAUUGUGCCUAUCCUAUCCACAGUGUACAGUCAUGGUUGAUUAUUUAUGUCUUGUUACAAUUUGACCAGAGUAAAAGUGAAUGUGAUUUAUUAAAAUAUAUAUAUAUCA